Messenger RNA from Helianthus annuus (common sunflower), 438 nucleotides. RefSeq names its product auxin-responsive protein SAUR21. The coding region runs from base 37 to 339 and encodes 100 amino acids. The transcript has a single exon. Lineage: Eukaryota; Viridiplantae; Streptophyta; Magnoliopsida; Asterales; Asteraceae. The record is from RefSeq and is a predicted model, not a curated record. Gene Ontology annotation, biological process: response to auxin.
GAGCUUUUAUUCACACUUUUUUUUUCUCACUCAAGUAUGGGUAUUAUGAGGUUAUUUUCUUCUUUGAUGUCUAUUGUAAAAGGUUACGAAAAAAUGAGCUCGUAUCACAGCAAAAACCAUCAUUCGGACGUGCCAAAAGGUCAUCUUGCAGUGUACGUUGGUGAAGAGAAGAAGAGGAGGUUUGUUGUCCCAAUAUCAUACUUGGAACAACCAUUGUUCCAAAACUUGUUACGUGAGUCAGAAGAAGAAUUUGGGUUUGAUCAUCCGAUGGGAGGCCUAACUCUUGCGUGCCAAGAGGAUGUGUUUUUUCAGCUCACCGCCAUAUUACAUUCUUUAUGAUUUAUCAUAGAGCACGGGCUGAUCUACUAAGGAACUACAACAAGUGACACUGUAUUUUUUUUUUAUGUGUUAUACAACACAUGGUACACUUUUUUUAAU